Sciurus carolinensis (gray squirrel) is the source of this 6310-nucleotide messenger RNA. It is a transcript of the gene Abi2, whose product is annotated as abl interactor 2. The coding region runs from base 244 to 1872 and encodes 542 amino acids. The record is from RefSeq and is a predicted model, not a curated record. The transcript has 12 exons. Gene Ontology annotation, cellular component: lamellipodium. NCBI's taxonomy places the organism in Eukaryota, Metazoa, Chordata, Mammalia, Rodentia, Sciuridae. Gene Ontology annotation, molecular function: SH3 domain binding.
AGCGCGCGUGCGCGCGCCCGUCCGUCCGUCGCCGCGGUGACCGUCCUCACAGUCCGUCGGCUCGCGCCCCGCCUCCGUCCCGCCGCCCCCUCCCCUGUCGCGCGCUGGGGGUGUUUCUCGCUCCUCCCGAGGUACCGCCGCGGUUGCCGCUGCUCCUCCUCUCCCAGUCUUGGGUUUCCCUGGCGCUGCCGCCGCAGCUACCUCUGCGGGCUGUAUGAGGAGGAGGAGGAGGAGGAUGUGAAGAUGGCGGAGCUGCAGAUGCUGCUGGAAGAGGAAAUCCCGGGGGGCCGCCGGGCCCUCUUCGACAGUUACACGAAUCUGGAACGGGUGGCCGACUACUGCGAGAACAACUACAUCCAGUCAGCAGAUAAGCAGCGAGCCCUAGAAGAAACCAAAGCCUACACUACCCAAUCCUUAGCAAGUGUUGCCUAUCUGAUAAACACCUUGGCCAACAAUGUCCUGCAGAUGCUGGAUAUCCAGGCAUCCCAGUUACGGAGGAUGGAAUCUUCAAUCAAUCAUAUUUCACAAACAGUUGAUAUUCAUAAAGAGAAAGUUGCAAGAAGAGAAAUUGGCAUUCUGACUACCAAUAAAAACACUUCAAGGACACAUAAGAUUAUUGCUCCAGCCAAUCUUGAGCGUCCAGUUCGUUAUAUUAGAAAACCUAUUGACUAUACAAUUCUGGAUGAUAUUGGGCAUGGAGUAAAGUGGUUGCUUAGAUUUAAGGUGAGUACCCAGAAUAUGAAGAUGGGUGGGCUGCCACGUACAACACCUCCAACUCAGAAACCCCCCAGUCCCCCGCUAUCAGGGAAAGGGACACUUGGGCGGCACUCCCCCUAUCGAACACUGGAGCCAGUGCGUCCUCCAGUGGUACCAAAUGAUUACGUACCUAGCCCAACCCGUAAUAUGGCUCCCUCGCAGCAGAGCCCUGUGAGGACAGCUUCUGUGAAUCAAAGAAAUCGAACUUACAGCAGCAGUGGGAGUAGUGGAGGAAGUCACCCAAGUAGUCGGAGCAGUAGUCGGGAGAACAGUGGAAGUGGGAGUGUGGGGGUUCCAAUUGCUGUUCCUACUCCAUCUCCUCCCAGUGUGUUUCCAGCCCCUGCUGGCUCCUCUGGCACUCCUCCCCUUCCUGCUACUUCUGCAUCUGCCCCUUCCCCUCUUGUUCCUGCUACUGUUCCCUCCUCCACUGCCCCAGACGCUGCUGCUGGGGGUGCCCAGACCCUUGCUGAUGGCUUCACUUCUCCAACUCCCCCUGUUGUUUCUUCUAAUCCCCCUACAGGUCAUCCUGUUCAGUUCUACAGCAUGAAUAGACCUGCUUCUCGCCACACCCCGCCAACAAUAGGGGGCUCCUUGCCCUAUAGACGCCCUCCUUCCAUAACUUCACAAACAAGCCUUCAGAAUCAACUGAAUGGAGGACCUUUUUAUAGCCAGAAUCCAGUAUCUCUUGCUCCUCCUCCUCCCUCCAUCCUACAGGUAACUCCUCAGUUACCUUUAAUGGGAUUUGUGGCCAGAGUCCAAGAAAAUAUUUCAGAUACACCACCUCCACCACCACCUGUGGAAGAGCCAGUCUUUGAUGAAUCACCCCCUCCACCUCCUCCUCCAGAAGAUUAUGAAGAGGAGGAAGCAGCUGUGGUUGAGUAUAGUGAUCCUUAUGCUGAAGAGGACCCACCAUGGGCUCCAAGGUCUUACUUGGAAAAGGUUGUGGCAAUUUAUGAUUAUACAAAAGACAAAGAAGAUGAGCUGUCCUUUCAGGAAGGAGCCAUUAUUUAUGUCAUCAAGAAGAAUGACGAUGGUUGGUAUGAGGGAGUUAUGAAUGGAGUGACUGGGCUCUUUCCUGGGAAUUACGUUGAGUCUAUCAUGCAUUAUUCUGAGUAAAGCUCAGCAGGGCUGUGCUUCCCUCACAGGAAUAGUCAGGUCUUCCCAGAUUAUCCGGAGGCCCUGGGGAUUUCCCUCCAGUGAAAUAGAAUGAAGGAUACAAAUGAUAAAAACUACUUAUUUUAAUUUUUUUUUUUGUUUAUCCCCCAGUAUUAAAACAAAAACAAAAAAGCAAGCCAAGUCUGAACAAAUCGAUCUUUCUAUACACAUCAUUUGUACUAUGCUGAGCUGUCUGGAUUGAAAUAAAGUGACCAUUUCUGAAUAAAUCAAAAGUCAGAUUAAGACUGGUUCAGGAAAAAAUCUGGGAUCUUUCUCAGGAAUACUGUACACCCUUGGGGUUUCCCUUCCUGCAGAAUCUGUGGCAUUGGAUGUUCAUCAUUGCCUGUGCUAAGGGGUUAACCCCAUGGCCCAGUGGGUAUCCUAGCCCCUCAUUCUUCCACUUGUAUAAAGAGGAGAGAACCAAUAUUUAAAUACUACAAUUAACUAUUUUUACAAUAGUUUCAGAUGGCUUUUUUCCCUCUAUAACACUGUAAAUUCUGCAUUCUCUCAGCACUUGAGUGUACUAGAUGAGUUAAUGCUGAACUCAGUUGCAUCUGAUCAUGUUUGUUUGUAGAUUAUAAGGAUGAUGGAAUGUGAAAGUCUCCAUACAUUCUGAGGGUGGUUAACAAUUCCCAGUUUUAGUGUGCUGCUGCAUGAGACUACAUUGCCACUGAUGGCCAGUGUGCCCAGAUGUGAAAUGUGGUAGGGGUUCAUAAGCUGAGUUUGGUGUGUGAAGUUAGACACGUAGGUUCCUAAGUCUCUGAAGGAACUGCCCUGUAGAACAGGGGUCCUGAUCCCUCACCUCAGGUGCUGGAGUAGGAUCAUGGAGGUUAGACCAACUAUUACUUAUUACUUCUUUGCUACGUAGAAAACCAUUUUUUGGUUUUUUGUUGUUUGUUUUGGAAGAGAAUAGCAGUUGGGAGUGAAAUAAAAGGCUGCUACCGUGCUCUCUGAACUUACUACUGGCCACUGUUAGCUGCUGUUGUUAUUUACUCACUGAGCUCUAGAAAAGGUAAAUCCAAAUCCUUGCUUGGUUUUAUGUCAUUUAACUCUGAAAUAGCUGCUCUUAGUAAGAAUUUGAACCUUCUAUUUCAGACUAAGUAUACAGUGGAACAAGACUAAUAAGCCAGUCACAUAGAUAAACAUCAGUAUAACUUUCAAGAGAAACUAAUAAAUAUUUCCAUCUGCAUAAUAAUUAAUAAUUAUAGCUUCACCCAUUGGAGUUUAAAGGUUCCAUGACUUCAAUCAUCCCUUUUGUAAUCAGCAUAAGAAAUAGUUAAAAGUACAGAAGGGGUUGCUGCUCAGUAGGUAAAUACUAUGACAUGGGCCAGCUUAUGGUCAGGCCCAAAGCUGCCAUUGUGGGUUCUUCCCAGUACAGUGACUUGGCCAGAAGAGAGCUUUGCUGGAUAACUUCCCUGUACUGGGUGAAAAAGGACAGGCAAUAGUUGCAUGUAUUUCAAAUGUAGGCAUUUGAUGGGUAGUACAGAUAUAAGGACUUGGUUGAAAAAUGAACAAGUAUAAUAAUGUGUGAGGAAAUACAGAUGGUAUAGGCAGAAGUUAUUCCACUUGUAAAUCUGUUAUCUGGGCAUCUAACUUCACCAUUUAACUGAGACCCAGAUAUAAUGUUUCCUUAUCAAGAUUUUGUUUGUUUCAAAGUUGCAUUUUUUUUUAAAUCACAUUUUAGUUAUUUUGGUUUUAGAUUUUCCCCAGUACUUUGGACUUAAGAGUUAUUAUCUUGCCUCUAGUACACAUUCCACUUUGUGGUUUUGUGAGAUCAUCUCAGCAUGUCUCACUCCAUUUUCCUUCAUGAUAAUGGCCCUGAAUAUCCUCCUAGCCUUUAGCUCCAUUAUGGACCCAAACAAGAUUAUAUAUUUGGAUCUGUCAAACUCUUUGUAGCACUGGUACAUAACUAGGGAAAUCUUUGAAAUUAGUUGUUCUAAUUGUCAAUUAAAGUAGUUUUGGGCCAAGAAGCUUAGAGGAAUAAUAAGGUGGAGGGUGUUUUGAAAUUCAACAAGUAGUUCCCAUAGCUCACCUCUACCAGAGAAGCAAAGGCAACUACAGAAAGCAGAGCUGGUGGAGUCAAGGGAUGCAGCUUGCCUGCUGGACCCUGCUGGUUGGGGAGUACAGAAGACACUGGUGAAGUCCUAUAUUAUACUGAAGAUCUACAGUGGGGGGAAAUUCAUGGUUAGCUGAUUUAUUUUUCUAUAUUAUUUAGUACUCAUGUGUGUGACUUUGUUUUAUAAACAAUUGUUGAAUUUUUUGCAUAUUAAAUUUUUGUACAGUUUCAAAUUCUAUAGUUUGUCUUGAAAGGAUACUAUGAAAUAAUGAGCCAGGCCUACAGUAAUUGGAGACUUUUAAUGUAUGUAAUAUUACAUAGAUUGCAUGCUAUUAAUAGUCUAUAAGGGUAGUAUAUUUCCUGUUUUAUUGUAAGUUUCCCCAUCUGUCUUUUUAUAAACUAAAAGAUGGUUCUUAGGAAUUUCAGAUGAAUUCAUGAAAUCUUCAUGUGCUGCAAAAAUGUAUUGCUAUUAUAGCAAAGAUGAUCCAAGUCUGAAAUUUGCUCACCAGUAAGCAACCAUUUUAUCAGGAUAGCAGGAAUCUAAUAUGAUGGUGGUCUUCCCUCCAGAUUUUCUCUUUGAUUGUGUGUGGCCACUCCCUUUUUCCCUUCAAAAAAAGGAUUGAAUAGUUGGGUUUAAAAAAUAUUUUUUAGAUAUUAAUAUUUGAAAGUCCACAGGGACAUGUGAGUGAACAUAAACAUUUUUACUUUUGACUUUGUGGCCAAGACAAUAAAUUGGAAACAAAAAAUAGUGCCAGUUUUUCAAAAUCUAGUCCUGAGAGAUUCAUUCAUUCAGCCUGCUGUGUGUUGGGAAUAAGUAUGAAUCUUUUUCCUCUUUUGGUAUUUCCCAUCUUUCGGCUACUUCCUUCUGUCUUCCUCAGAGACACCUGCUGUUCCCACAUUGGGGCUGGUAAGGGACUGCUAACUUUGCUGUGUUCCUAAAUCACUGGGUGUGACAUUUUCGUUCCCUCCUUCCUUCCUUCCAAUGCUGUUUACUACCCAGCUGGAGAGAAUGUUUUAUGCAUCUUAAUGGUGAUAUCUGUAAAUGUAGCUGUGCUCCUUAGCAUUUAACAUUGACUAAAGGUAAUUAAGGUUUUUCUGUUUGGGAGGCAUCAGAAAUGAUGGUAGUUUGCUUUUAUCUUUUCUCAUUUUCUUUUAGCAGGUCCGUUCUUUUACCUUUUAUUACCUUUUCUCCUCUUGGAGAGAGCAUGGCAUGUCCUGAAGGCCACCUUUACCUCUGAAAAGGGUUGGAGGAGUUGGCAGGUGACUGCCAGGCAUUUGGAAAGAAUGGGGAUCUGUUCACUUCUGAACUUUGGCCAAAAACUCUCAGUUGGUGUUGAAGUGGUAAUUUCCCUCACAUAAUUUACUUUAGAAUUACAGAACUUUAGAGCUAGAUGAGCUUUUAAAAUUUUUGAUUCAGUCUCAUUUGACUAAUGAGGUUAUUAGAUGCUUUGUUUCAGAUUUAGAGUUCCUGACUCAGUGCCCAGUACUCUUUCCACUACACCACAAAUGUCUUAAUUAAAUGUGCUGUAUUUUUCUUUAAAAAUUAAGAGUUCUACUUGAUGUUUUCAGGAAUAUACUUGAAAAUAUAUGCCAUGUUUUGGUAAAUAACCAUCAGAGUAUUCAGACUGUUUAAAGGAGUGUAUUAAGUGCAACCUUAGUGAAAAAAAAUCUUCAUUUACCCCUUCUAAAACUAUACUCAGUAUAAACACUCUUUCCAUAAGGUGUUAUGUAGCAAAAACACAUUACAUUAGUUCAACACUGGCAGGAGCACAGCACAGCAGAACAGCCUUAUUUAAGAGAGCCUUACAAAAGUUAUUAAACGGAGGCAUUGAGCUCAUUACCUUUACGUUUACGUUAUGCUGAUCUUUGUUUCAUUGAGAAUCUCUAUUUAAAAAUUACAAGUGAAAUGACAGGGCCUAGCUGUGUAUAAAUGAUCCUUGCUAAAUAUCUUAAGGUUUUUUGUAAUGAAAACACAACAAAAAGCUUAUUUUCACAUUAAAAUGAAACCUCUUUUGCAACUUCAGAAUUCUAUGGAAAAGCAGUUUUUAUCAUAUUUUGUGUCCAUGUACCUUUUUUCUUAACAAAAUGAUUUACAAAAAAGAAUGUAAAAUUUGUGAUCUGGCCAGUUGUACUUUUUAGCUCCCACAGAGUUGGUAGUGUUGAGUAAAAAACAUUCAGGAAAUUUGAGGGAGCAGUCUGUUGCCAGUAAUUGUUCCUUGUGUGUGCCAUUAAACCACCUCCAGAUGACUGGGGCUACAUUCACUUUUUAAUUUUUUAAUUGUAUUUGGAAUUAAUUAUUGCUGUGUACUAAGAAUUUGACCUAAAUAAAAAUCACAAAGUGUA